GCCUCGAGUCUUCCUGAGGGCGGGAGGGGCGUGCCUUAGGUGUCACGGGGCGGAGGUAAUUUGGGUGUCGGUUUCUGAGUUUUAUGCUAAUCCUUGCCCGCCGCCCUGGCCGGUGUGGAGGUUUGGCGACACGGAAACGUUAGGCCCCGAGGGAAACAAAACUCCAGCGUGGGUUUCAAAGAUGGUCGCCCUUCCAUUGGAGCAAAGGGUCGUAGGCGUCUGCUGGACGCCUACGGGACGGAGUUUCCUUCUUGGGGGACACUACUUUUCCUGUCAGCGUUUUCCUCGUGUGUGACAGCUUUAUAGGUCAUGGAAAACACCCAGGUGAUUGACUGGGAUGCUGAAAAAGAGGAAGAGACAGAACUAUCCAGUGGAUCCUUGGGGUAUAGUGUGGAACCUAUAGGGCGGCUACGUCUCUUCAGUGGUACUCAUGGACCAGAAAGAGAUUUCCCACUCUACCUUGGCAAGAAUGUAGUUGGUCGGAGCCCAGACUGCUCUGUGGCCCUGCCUUUUCCAUCCAUCUCCAAACAGCAUGCAGUAAUUGAAAUCUCAGCUUGGAACAAAGCCCCUGUCCUCCAGGAUUGUGGGAGCCUCAAUGGCACUCAAAUCGUAAAGCCUCCUAGGGUCCUACCUCCUGGAGUGAGCCAUCGUCUGAGGGACCAGGAAUUAAUUCUGUUUGCAGACUUUCCCUGCCAAUACCAUCGCCUGGAUGUCCCACCACCCUUGGUCCCUCGGAGUCUUCUAACUAUAGAGAAGACCCCCAGAAUACGGGUAGGAUCCCAGAAUUCCAGAGUUUUGUUGGCUGAGGAUUCAGAGGAAGAAGGGGAUUUUCCUUCUGGAAGGUGUGUGACAAAUGGAUCAAGGAAUACAGCAUCCCCUUCAGCAACAGUAGUUCCAGAAAGUGAUGAAGAGGUCUCUUCUCCGGCCCCAAGUGUCCCUGGGCCAUCUUCGCCCUUUGGUUUGGGCAGUGACACAGAUGAAGAACAAGGUCAGCAACCAGUAGAAGAGGAGUCCUCUUUAGCUGACAGCAAUGGUGCCGCAGGGGAGGCUGAGCAGCCUGAAGCUAAAGGAAUGACUGCUGGCAUACAGGCUCAGCCUACUGAACAAAAGUUGGAGGACACAAAAGUCAAGAAGGAGGCAGGCAGUGCAGGGGUUCUGGAUGGGUCAGUUCUGGAGAGGAGCCCCACUCUUGGGGAGGACGGUGACACAGAAGUGGAUGAAGAACAACAACCCUCUGGUUUUGUGGACAGUGAUACAGAUGUGGAAGAAGAGAGGAUCCCUGUGACUCCCCCUGUAGUUCCUAUGAAGAAGAACCAAGUGCUACUUGGAGUUGGUAUAGAGGAUCCUGGAGCACCUGGUGUGGCACAUCUGCAAGAUAGCCCAGCUGGUAGUGACACAAAUGUGGAGGAGGACAAGAUUGCACUGGCUGUCCCUCUAGAGAGAAACCACACACCCAUGGUGCUCAACAGUGAUACAGACGAGGAGGAGGAGGAGGUCUCAGCAGCACUUACCUUGGCCCAUCUGAAAGAGAGAGGAAUUGCUUUGUGGCGUAAAGACCCAGGCACAGAAGAGGUCAAGUCCCAACCACAGGUCCUUGUAGAACGAAGCCAGAGUGCCUCUGGGAGAGACAGUGACACAGAUGUGGAGGAGGGAUCCUCAGCGGGAAAGAGAGGGAUUGUCCCUGACAGCCCCAUGGAUGUAGAUGAGGCUCUUACUGUCACACAGCCAGAGAGCCAGCCUCCCAGUAGGCCUAAUGAUGUAGAUGAGGACAUGGAUAUGAGCUCCCCUGGCAGCCAUCUAGCGGUAAAUCAGGCCUCCUCUGCUGUGGUAAAGAAUGGAGCACAAGUGGAGGAGGAAGUCCCAGGGCCAUCUGUUACCCUGGGGGAGAAGCACCAGGUGCCUCUAGAGGGAGCCCAGCCUUCUGAGGAAGCUUGGGAAACAGCUGCACAGGAAGACUCAUCCUUACCAGUGGCAGCCUUAAGAACGAGCCAGCAGCCAAUAGCAGAAGAUGCCAGGACAGAGUGUGCUGCAGCCAUUUCUGAGCAGGAAAGUGCUCUUGAGGGGGGUGCCCAAAGCAGGUCACCUGCAGCACCAGUGGAGCAAGUGGUAAUAUACACAGAAACUUCAGGGAAUCUCACCCUGCCACAGAGAGAGGGAGCCCAAACCUCCACAGGAAGGGAGAGAGAAGCACAAGUGGGCGGGACCAAGAGUGCCAAAGAGUGCUGUGACGAACCUGAAGAUCUGUGCCUUCCAGCUACCCAGUGCUUUGUGGAAGGGGAGAGCCAGCACCCAGAUGCUGUCCAGAGUCUGGAAGAUGAGCCUACCCAAGUCUUCCCAUGCAUUCUUCCACAAAAGCCUGGACCUUCCCAUCACAGCCUUCCGACUCCAGGUGCAGAUACCUUGGAUGUGCCUUGGGAAGUCUUGGCUACACAGCCAUUCUGUCUAAAAGAACAGACAGAGACUUCUGAGCCCCAGCUCAUUGACAUCCACCUUGAAGCUCAUGGAUCUCAACUGUCUCUACCUAGGGAACCAGGAGGACACCAACAUCUGGUUCAUACCAGCCCAGUUCACACAGAGCUGUUGAGAAUUGAAGGCAGAGAGAUACAGACUGUGGAGAAAGCCAUGGGUAUACCAAAGGAAUUGGCAGACAGGAUGACCCCUGAGAGAGAGCCAUUGGAGAGGGAAAUCAGGGGAAGAACAGCAAACAGUGAGAGAGAAGACGUGACAGGGGAAGAGCUAACUCAGGGGACAGAGGACAGAGAACCAAAAAAGAUGUUAGCUAGAGACAGUCAGAGAAAAGAGGCUGACGAGGAUCCUGAAGGGAAUAGGGAGAGUUUGGAGGUAGAAAUGAAGAUGUCCAAAGACUCACAGGAGAGAGAGAGAAGAGUGGAGAAACCAGAACCAGAGAAAGAACAGGAGGCAGCUGGUUUAGAAGUGACCCCUGAUGGAGGGGUGGCACAGGAAGGGAGCCGUGAUGAGAAAGGGCAAAUUGCUAGUCUAACACUAAAGCCUGGAGUUGGGGUGAAGGACCUUGAGGGACUUGCAUCAGCCCCAGUAAUCUCUGGGAGCCAGGGAGAUGGAGGAAAGGGAGACCCUUUGAGCCCUGGGAGGCAGCAGAGAGGCCGCUUGAGUUGCCAGAUGACACCUGCUGGAAAGGCUUCCCAGGGUGAUCCCGGGCCUCCAGACCUUCACCUGUUUUCUCCAGUGCCUGAAGCAUCAGCUCAGAGUCUCCUCACCGCUCAGAGCCAAAAGCAGUCUAACCCUCAGCCUCUGUUUUCAACCUCUUCUGAGAGUCUUCACACAAAGCCUAGUGUCAGGCCACGGCGGUCCUCCAGGAUGACCUCCUCCCCACAUUCCUCUGCUGCCCUUAAGCCUUAUACCACUUGCCCCACAAACCAGCCUACUGCCUCUAGACCAAUAUCUCGAUCCACUCGGGGAAGGGCAAAUAGGUCCUCUACCAGGACCCCAGAACUGAUUGUCCCUACAGACUCUGAGCUCCAGCCUUCCACCUCCACAGAACAGCCUGUCAUCCCAAAACUUACAUCUCAGGUCACUGAGGGCAGGGCACAUACCUCUGUUGAGAUGCCUGAACCAGUUCUCACAGGUCCUGAAAUCCAGUCUCCCACCUCCACAGAACAGUCUGUCACCCCAUACCUCAAGCCUCGGGCCACUCGGGGCAGACCAAGUAGGUCUUCCAACAAGACCCUAGGACCACUUAUUUCUACUGGCCCUGAACUCCAACCACCCACCUCCAUAGAACAACCUGUCAUACCUAAACCCACUUCUCGGGUCACAAGGGGCAAGCCACGUAAAUCUUCUGUCAAGACCCCAGAAUCAGUUGUCCCCACUGGCUCUGAACUGCAGCCUCUCACUUCCAUAGAACAGCCUGUUAUCCCUAAACCUAGGGCCACUCGAGGUAGAUCAAGUAAAUCAUCUAUCGAGACCCCAGAACCAGUUGUCCCCACUGGUCCUGAACUGCAGCUUCUUACCUCUGCAGAACAGCCUAUCGCUCCCAACCUCACAUCUCAGGCCUCUCGGGGUAGGUCAAGUAAGUCCAUCAGGACCCCGGAACUAGUCCAAAGUGGCCCAGAAUUCCAUCAGUCCACCUCCACAGAACAGCCUGAUACCCCUGGGCCCUCAUCUCAGGGCAGGAGACGUAGGUCGUCUGUCAGGACUCCUGAAGCAAGUGUCCCCACAACCCCUGAACUCCAGCCUUUCACUUCCAAAAAACAACCUACCCCCAAGCCCACAGCUCCAGUCAGUCGGGGAAGGACAUAUAAACCCUCCACUGAAGAUUCUGAAUCAGUUGGGCCAAUGGCCCCUGAUUUUGAGCCUCCCACCUCUACAGACCAUCUUGUCACCCCUAAGGUCACAGGUCAGAGCUCAACACUACAGUCUUCACCCCUAAAUGCUUCCCCCAUUUCCACUACCCCUGAACUUAAGCCUCCUGUCCCCACAGCCCAGCCUGUUACCCUGGAGCCCAUUCCACAAACCAAUCACCAAAGGAGACGGAGGGCUACUGGGAAGCAGGGUUCCCACACAGUUCCCAUUGGUCAUAAGUCUUACUCUGCCCCCUCUGAACCUGAGCCCCAAUCUUCAGCCAGCCAAAGCUCAGGGGCGUCAGAAGCAGGUGAGUCAAUUACAACCACUCCCGAGCCUGCCAUUCCCCUGAUGCAUAACGAAGCAGCUGGGAGAUCAGGGCCCAUUCCUAAGCCCCAGCCUAAGUCUUCUCAAAUCCGAAAGAAGCAUUCUACUACCACAGAUCCACCCCGUCAGAAACGUCCCCGAAGACAAGUCCCGCAGAAAACCAUAGUUGUCAAGGUAGAAGAUCCUGCAGAAACACAAGUGAAGGAAGAGCCUCAGGAGAUUGCAAUUUCAACACCAGGCAAGAGAAAGAGGGACCAUGCAGAAGAAGAAACCCAGGGAAACCCAACUCGAAGCCGGCGAACUAAACCUAAUCAAGAAGCAGUAACCCCCAAGGUACUGUUCACAGGAGUCAUGGAUUCUCGUGGAGAGCGUGCAGUGCUAGCUCUGGGAGGUAGUCUGGCCAGCUCAGUAAAUGAGGCCUCCCACUUGGUUACUGAUCGCAUCCGCAGGACAGUCAAGUUCUUGUGUGCCCUGGGGAAGGGAAUUCCCAUCCUGUCCCUGAACUGGCUGUAUCAGUCCCGAAAGGCUGGUUGCUUCUUGCCGCCUGAUGACUACUUAGUGACUGAUCCUGAACAAGAGAAGAACUUUAGCUUCAGCCUUCGGGAUUCCCUUAGCCGUGCUCAGGAACAAAGACUACUGGAGGACUAUGAGAUUCAUGUGACCCCUGGAGUGCAGCCACCCCCACCUCAGAUGGGAGAGAUCAUCACUUGCUGUGGAGGCACUUUCCUGCCCAGCAUGCCCCAUUCCUACAAGCUUCACCGAGUUAUCAUAACUUGCACUGAAGACCUACCUCUCUGUGCUAUUCCAUCUCGCCUGGGGCUCCCCCUCCUUUCUCCUGAGUUCAUCCUGACUGGAGUGCUAAAGCAGGAAGCCACACCAGAGGCCUUUGUCCUCUCCAAUUUGGAAAUGUUGUCUACCUAAAAAAAUAUGUACCUCUACGCUCUCAGACCAGCAACGAGUCCUAGGAAACACUCGAAAAAAGGAAAAGGAACACACACACAGUUAAGACGGGCAAGGUAGUUCACACCUUUAAUCUCAGCACUUGGGAAGCAGAAGUAAUCAUAUUUUUAUAGGUUCUGGGCCAGCCAGAGGUACAUAAUGAGACUCCAUCUCAAAAACCAAGUCAAAACAACCAACCUCAGGGUCUCACAAAGGCCUAGGUUAUAUUGUUAACUCUUUGGGAAUGUGAAUAAGACCUAAAAAGUUUUAGGAAAAAAAGGGAACUUUUUUCAUAAGAUAACCAUUUUUUAGUUGGCUCACACUAAAGCUGGGGUGUAGCUCUGUACAGAGCACCUGCCAUCAGCCCAGCUGUGCUCUGCAGUCUGCAGUGGCUCUGAUGAAGCUGUUCCAGGCUCAGCACCCUGAGUCUACCCCUGUUUGGAAGCCAGCAGUUCCCCUUUUCUUCCCAGGUUUCUACUCAACAGGAACCAGCUGCCUGACUGAGAAGAUGAGGGUGGCUCAUGGGUGUGGUUAGGAAGGGCUUUAGUUUUGCUGCACUUACUGUUUUGCAGUGUUUGCAGUUAGCUUUGGUCAUCUCCAGUAGGUCAGUGCUCACUCUGCCUUCUUGGUAGCAAGUUUGUGUGGAGACACAAGAAGGAUUUGAACUUGCACUUCAUUUAUUAUUAUUGAUUUAGAGUAAAUUGUAUUUGUUUUUUAAAGUUGGCCACUUUCCAGGAUGUGGAGAAAGCAGAACUCGUGAAUACUGCUAGUGUUUGGCUUGUCCUCUGCAUAAACAGUACAAGAGUUUCUGUAAAGUGCAGAGCUAGGCAUGGGCAUUCGUGUAGUCCCAGUCCUUAGAAGGCUGAAGUAGGAAUGUCACAAGGUCCAGUUCAGCCUGGGCUACAGAAUGAAAGCCUGUCUUGAAGGAGUCUGGGCAUGGUGGUGCAUCCCUUUAAUCCCAGCAGUUGGGAGGCAGACACAGGCAGAUCUCUGAGUUCAAGGCCAGCCUGGUCUACAGAGUGAGUUCUAGAACAGCCACAGGGCUGUUAACAGGGCUGUUAACAGAGUAAACCCUGUAUCGAAAGAGAAGGGGAAAAGAAAUUUUUUUUUGGUUUGUUUUUUUGCAAUUUUCUCUGGUCAUCUCUAAGGUAAGUCAGUACUCAUCGCACCUGCCUGAUUACCGUAUGACCCACCAAUACUGUCCUGUCUCCAUUUGGAAGUUCUGGAGGAAAAGAAAACUUUUAAACAUGCAUUUGAUAUGUAACCCCAGUAAAGGCAAGUGGGAUCGGAAGUUCAAGGUCAGUUUAAACUACAAAAGAUUCAAAAAUGAAAAGCACUUGAUUAAUGUUCUUUUUGGUUGGGCUGGGGCUUGAACCUGAUGCUUCCUUUAUGCAUGCUAGGCACUAUCACUAAACCUCAUUCCCAGCCCCUCACUUCUUUCCAAAUACAGAACUGUAGAUGCUUGUUCAGCAAGGACGAACAUAUAAAUAUGCUAUCUGCACAGAAAGAAAUGUUCAGAUAUGGAAUGAAAACACAGGAUUUGAGGGUGUUUGGUCAAAGACACCCUAACUAAAAGAGUGAUACACAGGGACAGGCUUGAUUCCACCUGCAUAAUAUAUAAUGUGUGAAUUCACAAAGAGCAAAUUGAUGUUUGCCAGACCGAGUACACAGAAGCUGGUCAAGGGGUCUAGCAUCCCAAUGGGGAGUUGAAAGCUUGGAGUCAGAAAGAGGAAGUGAUUGUACAUAGUGCAGAAUAUUAAAUACUGUAUAAAAGGGGUUUUUUGCAGAAUAUUAAAUACUACUGUAUAAAAGGA
Molecule: messenger RNA, 7400 nt
Organism: Mastomys coucha (southern multimammate mouse)
Lineage: Eukaryota; Metazoa; Chordata; Mammalia; Rodentia; Muridae
Gene: Mdc1
Product: mediator of DNA damage checkpoint 1
Exons: 15
Coding region: 310-5568 (1752 amino acids)
Biological process (GO): positive regulation of transcription initiation by RNA polymerase II
Cellular component (GO): nucleus
Molecular function (GO): protein binding
Source: RefSeq, a predicted model, not a curated record